AUGCAGUUCUCCAUUCUCGCCAUUGCUGCCCUCUCGCAGGUUGCUUCUGCCCAUUACUUCUUCGACACCUCCGCUCUCAACGGUGCCGAGUCUAAGUCCUUCCAGUACAUCCGUGACUUCACCCGUCCUACCAAGUACAACCCCAUCAAGUUCUCCUCCAACCCUCCCGCCGACAUCCGCGACAACUCCUUCGUUGACGGUGAUGAUAUCAUCUGCAACCAAGGCGGCUCCAAGUCCGGUGCCAACACUGAGGUUCUUGAGGUCAAGGGUGGUGAUGUGAUCACCUUUAAGCUCGGAGUCGGUGCUAAGAUGGGCCACCCCGGACCUACUCUGGCCUACAUGUCCGAUGCCGGUGGUGAUGUCAAGUCCUACGACGGCUCCGGUGACUGGUUCAAGAUCAUGGAGGAGGGUGUCUGCAACGCCGGCGGUGACUUCACCAAGGACGCCUGGUGCAACUACGAUUCUGCUACCGCCGAUGUCAAGAUUCCCCAGGGAACCCCCAACGGCGAGUACCUCCUCCGCAUUGAGCACAUCGGUAUCCACCGAUCUCACGGCAACCAGCCUGAGCACUACGUCUCUUGCGCUCAGGUCAAGGUUACCGGUGGCAGCGCCGGCAAGGUCGACGCCGAGAUGACCAAGUUCCCCGGUGCCUACAAGGAGACCGAUGAGUACGCUAACUUCUCCAUCUACAACGGAGCCAAGGCUUUCCCCAUGCCCGGCCCCAAGGUCUGGUCUGGCUCCUCCAGCGCCGCCCCUGCCGGUGGUGAUGCCCCCGCUACCGGUGGUGAUGCUUCCGCUACUACCCCCGCCACUGGCACCGAUGCUCCCGCUACCACCCCCGACGCUGGCAACAACGCCCCUGCCCAGGAGACUCCCGCCCAGGAGGCUCCGGCUCAGGGUGGCAACCAGGGUGGUUUCCCCGGUGCCCAGAACUCUGAGUUCCAGAACAACUCUGGUUCCAACAGCUCCCCUUGCCACGCUUAA
Fusarium sp. VM40 is the source of this 984-nucleotide messenger RNA. The record is from the annotation of a GenBank genome assembly. Lineage: Eukaryota; Fungi; Ascomycota; Sordariomycetes; Hypocreales; Nectriaceae.